GGCCGGACUUCGGGUUCCUUCCCGUCGCCCCAGGCCCCCUCGCCGGGGACCGCACCGCCGCCGCGAGAACCUGGGAGGAGCCGUCGGAACCCCAGGGGCCGGGGCCCCGGGGCGCACACCCAGCCCGGCCGGAGCCUGCGCCUCCUGAGCCGGGAUCUGGAGCGAGAUGGCCGCUGGCGGCCGGGCGCCCGAGCCCCGCGUCCUGCUCUGUCUCGGGGCGCUCCUGGCCCGCUGGGUGGCCGCAGGAUCUGGGGCCGUGGUCGUUGGAGAACUUCACGAGGACAUCACUCUGCCCUGCGGCAACGUCUCGAGGCCCAGGGGCCCAGUGACCUGGUACCGGAUCAACUCGGAGCCCGUCUUCCUCAUCUCUUCCAAUGCCAGUCUCCCACCGCGUGAACCUCGCUUCUCUCUACUGAACACCAGCGCCCUGCACAUCGGGAUGCUGAGCCUGCAGGAUGAGGGGAACUACACCUGCCAGGAGACCCUGAACGAGACUCAGUGGUUUCAAGUGUGGCUGCAGGUGGCCAGUGGCCCCUAUGAGGUUGUGGUCAACAUCUCUGCCACAGGCACCCUCCCCAAUGGCACCCUCUACGCAGCCAGGGGCUCCCACGUGGACUUCACCUGCAGCAGCAGUGCCCGGCCCUCACCCGUGGUCGAGUGGUGGUUCCAGGGCCUGAAUUCCCGCGAAGAGUACUUUGGGGACAACCUGACGGUCAGCAACUUCACGCUCUUCCUCAUGUCGCCAAACCUCCAAGGCAACUACACCUGUCUGGCCAAGAACACGCGCAGCGGGAGGCAGCGAAAGGUGACCACCGAGCUCCUGGUCUACUCUGCCCCUCCGUCGGCCCCUCACUGCUGGGCAGAGACGUCAUCGGGAUCGUCCGCGCUGCAGCUCGCCUGUCGCUGGGACGGGGGCUACCCUGACCCUGACUACCUGUGGACAGAGGAGCCUGAAGGGCUGAUCCUGGGGAAGUCGAAGCUAGGGGUGGAAGAGCUGAACCAGACCGAGCUGUCGGAUGGCAAGAAGUUCAAGUGCGUUGGGAGCCACAUAGUGGGGCCGCAGUCUGGAGCCAGCUGCGUGAUACAGAUCAGGAGCCCCUCCCUUCUUUCUGACCCUAUGAGGACUUGCUUUGUGGGGGGCAACGUGACACUCACCUGCCAGGCGUCUGGAGCCUACCCGCCUGCCGAGAUCCUGUGGCUGAGGAACCUCACCCAGCCCAAGGUGCCCAUCCAGUCCAACAGCCGCUAUCUCAUCACCCAGGAUGGCCAGAGCUCCACCCUCACCAUCCUCAACUGCUCCCAGGACCUGGAUGAGGGCUACUACGUCUGCCGGGCUGAGAACGCCAUGGGGGUGCGGGAGGUGGACAUCUGGCUCAGCGUGAAAGAGCCUUUAAACAUUGUGGGCAUCGUGGGAACCAUCGUCAGCCUCCUCCUGCUGGGACUGGCCGUUAUCUCGGGGCUCAUGUUGUAUUACAGCCCGAUGUUCUGCUGGAAAGUAGGAAACACUUUCAGGGGACAAGACAUAGGUGAUGUCAUGGUUUUAGUGGAUUCAGAAGAGGAAGAGGAAGGGGAGGAGGAAGAAGAUGCUGUGGAAGAGGAGGAGGAGGAAGAGGAAGAAAAUGUGAGAGCAGAGUUGCCCAAGGAAGUGCACCAGCAUGGCCACAUCCAUAGAGUGACGGCGCUGGUGAAUGGGAACUUGGAACAGAUGGGAAAUGGACUCCAGGAUCUGCAAGACGAUAGCAGUGAGCCACAAAGUGACCUUGUUCAAGAAGAAGAAAGACCAGUUUGAAGAAGAGGAUUGUCCGGUGUUCUCUGUCCUGAAAGCAGUAUUGAAGAUGAGUUCUUCCUUGACUUGGACUUGGACUUGACUUGGACCCCUGCCUGGGGGCUUGCACUAGCAAGUUUGGGUCUCUGCAAAAUGGACGCGUGCGCACACGCAUGCGUCCACACACACACACGCACACACACACUUUUCCUUCCAUUUUUAAACAAAAAUUGUUGUGAUAGGCUGUAAGAUUUUCGGAUGCUAAGAAAGCAUUGGGAAGGAGCCAUGUGUGUGGGAGAGAAGCCACUUUUGCUGUGACUCCUGGCUCUACCAGGUUGACCUACUGUGACAAACACUGAUCAGGCUGGGGAGGCACUUGGGUGUUGGUGCCCUUUGCCACUAUUAAAGGUUGGUAACCAGCUUGCCCCAGCACACAACGACCUAUCAUGGCGUGAUAAGGAAACUUCCUUUACAACCACCCAGCUGAGCUGAUGACACAGGAACCAGGCAAAUGCCAGGUCUCUGGAAGAGCUGAGGUUUCAGCGACUAAUACAAGUCCGAGGAAGGCAGAGUGGGUCAGGCUUCUGAGUCAGAAACACUCAGGCUGCAAUCGGGGCCCUGCUCCUUUUCGUAUUUUUAAUGGGCUUGGUUGACGUACCUCUCCCUGGGCCUGUUUCUUCAUGUGUAGAGUAGGUGAAACCACACCUUCCUUUGAGGCUGGUGUGAGGACAGAUGAGGCCACUCUGGAUACGAAAGGCCUGGGAGGUUCUCAGUAGAUGCUAGGGGUCUUCUUUGUCUUCCCUUGGGGAAGAAAGAGACGUGCACUCUAAGUUGCUGCUGGUGCCUUUUGUUCUUGGUAGAAUGGUCUCAGCCAGGGCCUUAUCAGAGCGCUCCUGAUGACCUUGGUUUCCCUGGAGAGAAAAUUCUUUAAAAAAGAAGUAGGGUCUGAUGGGAGGAAGUGCCUUUCCUUAUAACCUCACAUAUUUUCACAGCAGCCUCCUAGGAGAUACCCCUAGGAUCAGCCUGCAGCCUAACCGGUUCUUCACCUUCCCUGUUGCCUUGACUGGAGGCAGCAUGCAUGGUUUGUAAAUGAGUAUCCUUAGACAAAUCAGUCCACCUGGACUCAGUUUCUCCAUCCUAGAAAUGGGAACAGGGAAACUUGUUCCCUCCCUACUUCCUAACGAUGAGGACACACGGAUCAAUACACCAAGUUCCCGGAUGAGUUUAGGCUGCUGAUGCUUCUAACAGAUCCUUGUGCAGUUUUUGGUUCUUUUCUUCUCAUUUCAUCCAAAUCUGUGUCAAGUCAGGGACCUCAAAAGGGUGCAAUAGACGUGUGCUAAACAUGACAAUUCGACUUGAAUUUGCACUCUUUGCUGUUAUAUAUCCUGCUCCAGUGGGCAAGACCUAGAGCUUGAAGAACUUCCCUUCUCCAGUAUCCUAAGGAGAGAAGCUGGUUAAAGGAACCCUGCAGGUGCGAUCUGGGACAGAUCUGUUUUUGUGAACAAAGGGACUGAACUAGGGCAAGUCACUGAAGGUGUGCCCUAUCCCCAGCUCGGAAGCGGGCUCAAUUUCCACUCCUCACGCACAGCUGUGAAGCUUGGCUAGGUCUCUCCCUGCUUUGUAGCUCCUGUACUUGGUGGCUCUGAACUGUGGGAGUUAGUGUCAGAUUUCAGAAGGGGAUAUUCAAGUUGCUUCAAAAGUCACUGAAGACUAAGCUGAUUUCUCCUUUAGAGUCUUUGAUGCUUGACUUCUUGGAGCAUCCACUGUUCAGAGGGAAGAGAUUUGAAAGAAGAAAAGGA
Molecule: messenger RNA, 3564 nt
Organism: Lepus europaeus (European hare)
Lineage: Eukaryota; Metazoa; Chordata; Mammalia; Lagomorpha; Leporidae
Gene: VSIG10
Product: V-set and immunoglobulin domain containing 10
Exons: 9
Coding region: 167-1789 (540 amino acids)
Biological process (GO): cell-cell adhesion
Cellular component (GO): cell-cell junction
Molecular function (GO): cell adhesion molecule binding
Source: RefSeq, a predicted model, not a curated record